This is a messenger RNA of Triticum turgidum subsp. durum (durum wheat), 1428 nucleotides long. The record is from the annotation of a GenBank genome assembly. NCBI's taxonomy places the organism in Eukaryota, Viridiplantae, Streptophyta, Magnoliopsida, Poales, Poaceae.
AUGGUCUCAGCUGAGCCGCCGCUGCAGCUGGAGUCGAAGAAUGUGUGCGUCGUGGGAGCCGGCAUGGCCGGUAUGGCGGCGGCGCGCGAGCUGCGGCGAGAGGGCCACGUCGUGACGGUCAUGGAGCAGAGAGGCGACGUCGGCGGGCAGUGGCUGUACGACCCGAGGACAGACGAUGACGGCCUGCUCGAGGCAGGGGCCGCGCCGGUGCGCGUGCACAGCAGCAUGUACGCCUGCCUCCGUCUCAUCAGCCCGCGGGAGGCCAUGGGCUUCUCCGACUUCCAGUUCUUUCCCAGGGAGGGCGUCGCCGGCCGCGACCCUCGCCGCUUCCCGACCCACCGCGAGGUGUACUGCUACCUUUGGGAGUUCUGCCACGCGUUCGGGCUUGCUGACGCCGUCAGACUCCACACCAGGGUCACGCGCGUCGCGGCCGUGCCCACGUCGUCGACGCAUCAAUGGGCUGUGAGAACCGUGCACCUCGGUGGCACGGGCACGGACGAGGAGGAGAAGGAGGAGGUGUUCGAUGCCGUCGUCGUGGCCACCGGCCACUACUCGCAGCCGAAGCUCCCGACCAUCAACGGCAUGGAGGACUGGCGGCGGAGGCAGCUGCACAGCCACUCGUACCGGACGCCGGAGCCGUUCCGCGGCGAGGUGGUGGUGAUGAUCGGGUGCGGGGACAGCGGCAAGGACAUCGCGCUGGACCUCCGCCGCGUCGCCAAGGAGGUGCACCUCACCGCCAAGUCCAUGGAGGAGGCCAUGACGCCGGCGAUGUCCAAGAUGCUGGCGAACCACGCCAAUCUGCACCUCCACCCGCAGAUAGACCGUCUGUACGCGGACGGCCGCGUGGCGUUCGCCGACGGCUCCUCCGUCGACGCCGACACUGUCAUGUACUGCACGGGGUACACCUACUCGUUCACGUUCCUGGACACGGGUGGCGCGGUCACCGUCGACGACAACCGCGUGGGGCCGCUGUUCGAGCACGUGUUCCCGCCGUCCCUGGCGCCGUCGCUCUCCUUCGUCGGCAUACCGAGGAAGGUCCUGGUGCCGUGGUUCUUCGAGGCGCAGGGGAAGUGGGUCGCGCAGGUGCUGUCCGGCCGGCGGGCGCUGCCGCCGGAGGAGGAGAUGCUGCGGUCCGUGGAGGAGUAUUACCGGGCCAGGGAGGCAGCCGGCGUGCCGAAGAAGUACACCCACGACAUCGCCGGCGUGGAUCCUGAGAAAAUGUACGAGUUCGGGGAGAAGUACUGCGAUUUCGCGCGUAUCGAGGAUUGGAAGAUAGAGCUGCUCGUGUCCAUCAUCGCCAACAUGAACGACGACAUGGAGACCUUCCGCGACCGCAAGGACGACGGCGAAAACGUCCGGAAGGGCCUGCAGAGAUGGCACGCCGCAGCUGCUCAAGCCCAAGAUCAAAACUACGGUUGCUGCGGUUGA